AUUAUCUUCUUCAAAUACAAAAAUAUGCUGGAAAAUUCUACUGAAGGCUCCCUCCAAAACCAGAACAUACUUGUCUAUCUAUAAUCUCUAACAGCUUCUUCAAAUACAAGAAUAUAUUUGGUAUCAAAAGAUGAGAGUCCGUUUCCAAAAUAACUUUAUUGGUUGCUAUUACCACGAUUUGAACAAAUAGAUGUUCAAUGCUAGUUGACAGAUCACCAUCUUUGGAAUACGCACUUGUAGAUAUUUCAGUUUGUUAUAGAAUUCCUGGGACAAAGAUAUUCCAGUUGAAACAAUGAUGUGGUAUACGCAGGAUGACACAGAUUGAGAGUGGUGCUCAAGCCAUGAAAAUUUUGAUUGAUACUUGUAAUUUUAUGAACUGUUAAGUAACUAUUAUAUGAAUACUUUCCUCUCUCUACGAUCAUCAGAAGAAAAUUUUAAAAACUUAACCCACACAAAAUAUAUAGGACUUGUCACGCUUAAUACCAUCACAUUAUCUCCUAUUUACUUGACUUAUCCCCCUCGAAGCCAUUAUCAAUCUGCAAACAUUUACAAAUUACAUAAGGUUUUUCUCUGGCAGCCUAAGGUCGGUAGUGUCAAAUGGAUAAUAUAAACUGACAGCAGAAAUAUAAGCUUAGUUAUCCAUACACCACAAGCAAAUCAUUACAGGAAUUAUGGAUAACUAUACAUCGGACAGCAGCGACGGAGAGUCUUGCAAUAGAAUCAUUGACCUGGCAUACUUGUUAAGGAAUCCAGAAUCGGUAGACAAAACACUGAGUGAAUAUUUUGAAAACGACUCGAAAAAAUUCCAAGACAUCGAGAGAAUCAUUUUGCAUCACAACGAAUUGAAUAUCGUUCCGCAUAAUUUAUGCAGAUUUAUAAACAUGAAAGUUUUGGACCUCAGCAACAACGGACUGACUUCCUUCCCUGACAUUUUCCGUUACUGCCAAUUGACGAAUUUGAUACUGAAAAACAACAGGCUCAGAAACGAAACGUUGUCGAAAGAUUUCACAGAAUGCUAUACGCUCAGAGAACUAAAUUUGGGCGGUAACGAUAUCGUUCAAUUUCCGGAACAAAUUUUCAGUUUCCCCAAUUUGAAGUUCCUGUAUCUGGGCGGCAAUGCCAUCAAGAACAUUUCUAAAGACGUGUGGAAACUCAAACAAUUGCAAGUUUUUUCACUAGGAGGCAAUCAAAUCACCGAAGUUCCUGUAACGGUAGGACUGUUGAAAAACUUACAGGCCUUAGUACUGUGCGAUAACGAAAUAGAAAUUCUACCGGCAAAUAUUGCUAACUUACACAAUCUAAGGUCUUUGUUGCUGCACAAAAACCGCUUGAGGACUUUACCGCCUGAGAUUAUUGCACUGAAGAACCUUUCAGAGUUAAGUUUAAGAGACAAUCCAUUGGUAGUACGUUUCGUAAGUGACAUCACCCAUCAGGCUGCAAGUCUUCUGGAGCUUUCAGCUAGAGCAUUAAAAAUGUAUAACAUCAACGUACAACCCGGUGAUAUUCCUCAGACGCUUCUCCAUUACUUGGAAUCAGCUCACACUUGCCUCAAUCCUCAUUGCGAAGGUGUUUACUUCGACAAUCGUGUGGAGCACAUAAAGUUUGUCGAUUUUUGCGGUAAAUAUCGAAUACCUUUGUUGCAAUAUUUGUGCUCGCCUAAAUGCGCCAGUACUUCGACUGAGGAAAUCGUCAGACCGCACAGAAGCUACCUGAUGAAGAAAGUACUAUUGGGUUAAAAUAAUUUAUUAUUAUAAUUAUAUUUUUCUUAUGAUAUUAUAUUUGCAAAUGUGAUAUUUAUGUAGGUAAAUUGUUAAUAGAUAAUUUGUGAGUAUAAU
Molecule: messenger RNA, 1835 nt
Organism: Ceutorhynchus assimilis (cabbage seed weevil)
Lineage: Eukaryota; Metazoa; Arthropoda; Insecta; Coleoptera; Curculionidae
Source: the annotation of a GenBank genome assembly